Molecule: messenger RNA, 1433 nt
Organism: Neltuma alba
Lineage: Eukaryota; Viridiplantae; Streptophyta; Magnoliopsida; Fabales; Fabaceae
Exons: 6
Coding region: 28-1254 (408 amino acids)
Source: RefSeq, a predicted model, not a curated record
AGCCUGUUGAACGGCGGAAGUAUUUUGAUGGAUUCAUUCCUGAGUCUUCCACAUCGUAAUUCCCAGGAUCCCGCUACGUCGUUCUCGCUUUCGCUCCCUUCUGAGCCUCCUGACGUUGGGAAUUGGUUCUCAAGCUAUGAAUACAAAUCUCCCGAUCCGGAUUCAAAUGUUAAUUUUGAAGACUCUGCUUUCCAAGGGUGCGAAUCCGAAAAGGAUGAAGAGAGGGAGAAAGAAGAAGUAAAUUACCCAAAAAUCAGGUCGGACGACGAGGUGGUUGCCGAGGAGAAGCUAUCAAGAACAAGUACUUAUUUUGGAGAUGAUAAGCAUAACGAAGACCAGUCUUUGGCGAAGCCGAAGGAUCUGGAUACUUUCAGCUGCCUCUCAGCACUCCUUUCAGAGCCUCCUGAUAUCAGAAACUGGUUCUCGAGCUAUGUUUACGAGUCUCCUAGGUCUGGUACGAGCAGCUAUUUUGAGGAUUCUGUUUCAUCAAAAGAGAAUGGACGUGAGGAAUUGAAUCUUGUUAUUCGAGAAAAAGAUGAGCAUAAAGUCAGUAGUGAUAACGUUGACACAGAAGAAGACACAGGCACGGGGGCAAAUCAGUUGUCAAGCAGGGAAAAGGCAUGUUUUGCCAAAACUUCCCAUCUGGAAAAGGCUGUGGAGCCAUGUAAACAGCAAGAUAGACCGUCUCAACAUAAUGUGAAUCCAAUCAGGUACGAGGAGUCGAUGAGCUUGAGUCAUGGAAGUGAUGGGUGUAAAAAAGAACACACUCUAACGUUGGACAUGGGCAAGAAUUGUACGAGGACUCCAGAUUCGGUACACAACACUGAUAUGAAAGAAGCUACGUCAAAAAAAAUGAUCAAACAUGAAAAUCGUGGCUCGAGUGCAACAACUCCACCAAAGGUAUUCUCAGAAUGGAAGUCAACUCGCUCAAGAGAGAAAGAGAACAUAGAUAUGACGUCAAUGAAUGGUUUUGUGACCGCAAGGAAGAACAGGGACGGUGGAACAAAAGACGAAAAUUGUGGGAAGGAGACACAAAAGAAGUCAUCAUCCGGUUUAACAAAAGGGGGAGGAGAUUUUACGGCAUGCAAGAAGGAAGGCGACAUGAAGAGAAAGGCAUUUGCAGAAGUAACAAAUAUUGAAGUAUGUAAUGACAUGGAGGUUACAGGGAAAUGGAAGUGCCCUCGGAAAGGUAAACCAAACGUUGGGCCUCCUCUGAAGCAGCUUCGCCUUGAGCAAUGGGUUCAUAGAAAUUGAAACGUUUUCAUAGUUUGUCUGGAAAUGUUUCAUAAACACCUGUCCAUUUUCAGCUGCUGUAUGCCGUAGUUUACAAGCAACGCAGCAGCAAUAGAGUUCGAUGUUUGUGCUCCAUGUUGCUCUUCAAUACUGAGACUUGAAGACAAACAACAAUCCUCAGUUUUAGGUAACUAAUGCCA